CGCUCUCUUAGACCUCUUGCGUCAAUAUACCUGUUCUUCGACGCGAGCCUCCUCCUAGCGAUCAAAGGAUAGGACAUAGCAGGGUCGACAUGCUAUUUUUUCGAGUGCUAACUCUCAUUCUUUUCAUUCGAAAGGCAUGCAUGCUAGUCUCUCUUGACCACCCCCCCUCGGAAAGGUCCGCGUCUAUGAACGAGCCGUCUGGCUGGUUGAUCUGUCGCUGCCGAGACGCAGUCGCACGGGUGACUUGUAACCGGUGCUGGUCAGCGGAAACGGUCCCACGAGGAGGCUUUCAUGGUAGAUCUCGUGAGGAAAGGAUGAGCCACAAUUGAUUGCCGAUACGCCACAAAGGUCUUGAGUCCAUUUA
Laetiporus sulphureus 93-53 is the source of this 364-nucleotide messenger RNA. RefSeq lists its product as uncharacterized. The transcript is spliced from 3 exons. NCBI's taxonomy places the organism in Eukaryota, Fungi, Basidiomycota, Agaricomycetes, Polyporales, Laetiporaceae. The record is from RefSeq and is a predicted model, not a curated record. The coding region runs from base 90 to 329 and encodes 79 amino acids.